Cuscuta epithymum is the source of this 2980-nucleotide messenger RNA. The record is from the annotation of a GenBank genome assembly. NCBI's taxonomy places the organism in Eukaryota, Viridiplantae, Streptophyta, Magnoliopsida, Solanales, Convolvulaceae.
CAGCUUUGUCGCGGGCAUCCUUAUACUCCAGUGUGAUAUGAUCCGGAGUCUUGUUUUUCAUUUUCAGCUUCCCUGCAAAACGAAAUUAGGCUGUUAAUAAAAUGAGACCACCAAAAGAAGAAGGGGAGUCCAGAGAGGAAUGGCAAACACCGCCUUCUCAGGUGUUGCAUCAAAUCUCCGAAGAGGUGGUGAGAGUGACGGGUGAGGCGCUUCUCGGCAUUCAGGCGGUGCCGCCGGCAGCAUUGCGGUCGGCCACACAUAGAAGAAGUCGCAGUGAAGUAUUUCUGACACCAUCAUCUUCUUCUUCUGCCUCUUCUUCUUCAGUUCAUCAUAGGAUUGGUGGUGGUAAUGCUAAUAAUUUCCAGAAAUGGAAGGUACAGAUGCAAAGAGCUUUGCGAUGGGGGUUUCAUUUUCAUGAAGAAAGCCCAUUUUGUCCCGCUUCUCCUUCUUUCAAUCCUGAGAUUCUUGCCAAUCAAAAGCGUCUAUGGUAUCAGCUUCAUCCCAAAGCGCUGGACUAUAAGAAAUAUAAGGAACCUACCUCACUUUUUGAACACUUCAUUAUAGUGGGUCUUCAUCCCGAGGCUAAUCUUAAGGCUGCCGAGGAUGCGUUUGCUAAGAAGAAGAAAUGGGAGCUAGAGUUACAAAAAUCUCAUGAUCUGGUGGAUUUCAGAAUGCUACCUCACCGUGCCCCUUCACUUCCUUCUCUAGAACCUCAGAUACUUUUUAAGUAUCCUCCUGGAAAGAAGAUGCAUAUGCGUCCACAUGAUUUGGCAGCUUUUUGCUUUCCUGGAGGUGUUAAGGCACACGUGUUGGAGAGAACCCCAUCAUUGAGUGAGUUGAAUCAACUGGUCUAUGGGCAGGAGCAUUUAAACAGGGAUGACUUUUCAUUUGUAUUUUCCCUCAAGGUAGGGGACAAUGCUACCCUCUAUGGUGUUUGUUUAAAAGUGAGAGAAAUUGUACAAAGGCCACCGGCUAUCUAUGGAAACUCUUCACCUCUUUGCCUUUCACCGGGAGGUAGCUGUCAAUUUUUGGUUUCUGCACCACGCUGCUACUGUGUUCUAACUAGAGUUCCUUUCUUUGAAUUACACUAUGAGAUGUUGAACAGUCUAAUUGCACAGGAGCGCCUAAAUAGGAUAACCCAAGUCAUUAACAGAAGUACUACUAUUUCUGAUUAUGUCCCUUAUCCAGUUCCGUCCAAGUCACAAGAUCACGAUAGAGGUCCAGAUGAUACCAGUUGGAUGGAUUCUGCCAUACCCGUUGACAGUGCAAUUGCUUUAACUGCUGCUGCAGCUGGGAUUAUAUGGGAUGAUGAGCUUCCAUCGUCUUCAUCAACGUGUCAACUCUCUUCUCCAGUAAGCGUGGCUGCCAGUGAUUGCCCAUCUGAAGAAUUCAAUAAGGAUGAUGUAAAAAAGCUUCAUUGCUUUGAUGAUUGUUGUGCAUCUAAGGCAUUAGAAAGGAAUGAUGAUAUUAUUCAACAUAAUACUCAACCCCCAGAAGCAGGACCCUCAAGUAUCUGCUCAGGAGACUGUUCAUUGGAUCGUCCUAGCAGUUCCGAUUCCUUAUUCAGUGCAGUGAGAACUAUUUUAUCAGAGGAUGAGGAUGAUGAGUUAUGCCAUAACCAUGAGAAAGAUGCUGCGGAUGUGAUAAUGGAAUGGGCUAAGGAAAAUAAUAAUGAAUUGCUGCAGAUAGUUUGCAGUUAUCAUUCCUUGCCUCUUCCAUCACGGGGAAGUAAUAUUGUGUUUCAUCCCCUUGAGCAUCUUCCACGUAUCAAGUUUAAGAGAUCUUCAAUAUCUGAACUCGGAAUUAGUAAUGAGGAUUUAGCUGUUGGAAAACAGGAUUUAGAAAUGAUUGCUAAGGUCGACUUUGAUUUAGCUGCUGCUGAGGAAGCUGUUGCACUCUCUGUGUGGACAACUGCGGCAACUUGCCGAGCUCUUUCUCUUGAAACUAUUUUGACCUUGGUCACUGGUGUGCUACUGGAAAAACAAGUGGUUCUCGUAUGCCCGAAUUUGGGAGUUCUUUCAGCUCUUGUCUUAUCUAUUAUUCCUAUCAUUCGUCCUUUUCAGUGGCAGAGUUUGUUUCUUCCAAUUUUGCCAUGGAAGAUGCUUGAUUUACUAGAUGCUCCAGUUCCUUUCAUUGUUGGCUUGCAACAGAAACCAGCCGACUUGAGGACGAAAAUAUCUAACCUUAUUUAUGUAAAUGUAGCUAAAGACCAGGCAAAACCAUGUUACAUGCCAUCACUUCCCCGGUUUAAGGAGCUUGUUUCAGAACUGCAACCGAUCCAUACAAGAUUGGAACAUGAUGAUUUUGCUGCUCAGGGGCAUCCUGCGUAUAGAUGCAAUGAUGUACAGGCUGAGGCUGCUACUAAUUUUUUGACAGUUAUGAGGCAGUACUUGGAAUCCCUUUGUUCAGAUUUGAGGACUCACACAAUCACUAGCGUUCAGUCAAACAAUGACAGGGUUUCAUUAUUGAUGAAGGAUAGCUUUAUUGCAUCUUUUCCCACUAGGGAUCAAUCUUUUAUCAAGUUAUUUGUAGAUACACAACUGUUCUCUGUCUUGUCAGAUACUCGGCUCUCGAGCUACGAGGAUUGAAUAGAAUGGAUAUGAUGAAUAUACACAAGUUUCUCCCUUUCAUAUAAUUAGUUUCUUCUUUCAAUGGAUUCAUCUGGAAACAUUUAUCACAAUGGGCAUCAGAUUGUACUGACUCCCAAAUCACACGGAGCCUGAUCAGCACCCUCACAUGCUUAUAAAAGUGCUAGAUGAACCUCAUCAUCUACAUCAUGGGUGCACCAUCAGAAUGAAAAUGACGUUGAAGCAAGAGGCUCUGAUACCAUGUUGUAAAGUAAUACAUUUCUAUAUUCACAAUUAACUGUAAGUAAAUCAUAUCUUUACUUUUUGCUUCAUAAAUAUACAUAAUAUAUAUUUUUUAUAUGCUGAUCUAGCACACAUAGAACACAUUUUUUAUUUGCUAAUCUGGCGCCACC